Messenger RNA from Notolabrus celidotus (New Zealand spotty), 4384 nucleotides. RefSeq names its product structural maintenance of chromosomes 1B (gene smc1b). The transcript has 25 exons. Gene Ontology annotation, biological process: sister chromatid cohesion. NCBI's taxonomy places the organism in Eukaryota, Metazoa, Chordata, Actinopteri, Labriformes, Labridae. Bases 262 to 3993 code for a protein of 1243 amino acids. The record is from RefSeq and is a predicted model, not a curated record. Gene Ontology annotation, cellular component: chromosome; nucleus; cohesin complex. Gene Ontology annotation, molecular function: protein binding; ATP binding; ATP hydrolysis activity.
UUUCUAAUUUCAACAUAAAAAUAUUGUAUACCUGAAAUGUUUAAAAAAUAAAUUUAGCUAAAUUUGACAGAGUUUAAAACCUAAAAGUGUCGAAAAAUGGUCAUCGAUGGUGUUAAAAACAAAUAAUUUCAAAACUCCAUUUGUAGUUUUUUUUAACUUCCCUGUUUUUCCCGCCUUUUGACACCCUUCUUAAAAACGGAGAGAAUCUUCAUUCCCACACAUCAUAAACAGGACAUUUUUGCCAUUAAGUCCUUAAUUAAAAUGGGUUAUCUUAAAGAAAUUGAAGUCGAAAACUUCAAGUCAUGGCGGGGGAAACAACUUGUGGGUCCUUUUAUGCGGUUUAAUUGUAUAAUCGGGACCAACGGCUCAGGCAAGUCCAAUGUGAUGGAUGCCCUGAGCUUCGCCAUGGGGGAGCGGGCUGCCUUUCUCCGGGUGAAGCAUCUCAGAGACCUCAUUCAUGGAGCUCACAUCGGGCAGCCGGUCAGCAACACUGCCCGAGUCUCCAUAAGGUACAGCGACGACGAGGACCAAGAGACCGUCUUCAGUAGGAGUGUACAAGGUGACUCCUCUGAGUAUCGGAUCAAUGGGAAACAUAUCAGUCUGGCCAAGUACAUCGAGGAGCUGGAGAAGAUUGGCAUUUUUACCAAAGCUCGAAACUGUCUGGUGUUCCAGGGGACAGUGGAGUCCAUAGCACUCAAGGACCCAAAGGAGAGGACCAAGAUGUUCGAGUCCAUCAGUCAGUCGAGAGAAUAUGCCGCAGAGUAUGAUCAGAAGAAAGAGGCUCUGCUGAAAGCCAAAGAGGACACGCAGUUUCACUUCAACAAGAAGAAAUCUGCCACCAUCGAGACGAAACAGGUGUCCCAGGAGAAAAUGGAGGCCCAGAAGUACCAGGCACUUGUGGAUGAACUCUACCAAAACCGCCUGCAGCUGAGUCUGGCUGAGCUGUACCAUAAUGAGAAGGGCAUCAGCGCCCUGAGCGACGCCCUGAGGGAGAAACAGCAGGCUGCAGCUGUCAAGAACAAUACGCUGGUGAAGGCGGAAAACGAAGUCAAAACAUGCAAAAAGGAACAUGGACGCCUUACCAGAGAGCAGCUGCAAAAGGAGAAGGAGACUCGUGCACAGGAACAGAUCCAGUCCCAGUGUCGCUCCCAGUACAUCAAAGCCAAGGUGAACACUUCCCAUCACUUGAAGAAAGCUGAGGAGGUCCGCACUACCCUGAAGAAGAGUCAGAGGCUCAUGGCAACUAAAGAGCAGGAGCUGGCAGAGGGGCGGCGGGAGAUUGCUGAACUGGAAAUGACCUGGAGGAGCUACGAGAUGCAGGCGCAGGAGAAGGGAGCCCCCCGGGAGAGAGACGUCCACCUUGAUGAGGAUCAGCUGGAGCAAUACAAACAGCUGAAGGAGCUGGCGACGAUGCAGGGGGCCGUCUUUAGCCAGCAGGCAGAGAAGCUGCACUGGGAGGUCAGAGCAGGCCGAGAAAAAAUGGCAUUUGAUCAACGCAGAAAGAAGGAAGUGGAGGCUGCCAUCAAGAGCAACCACACUCAGCUGGAAGAUCUGACACGCAGAGCAGAGAAGCUGGAGGAGUACAACAAAACCUGCAAGACUUCUCUUGAAGAGUACCGUCAGCAGGAGGAGAGCCUGACUGUGAAGCUGCAGCAGGGCCACCAGCGCCAAGCCGAGGUGAACCAGGAGCUGGGUCAGGUGCUGGAGGAGCUGGGAAACGCUCGUCUGGACAGUCAGGAGAGCAGACGCCAGCUGCAGCGCAAAGAGCUGCUGGAGAGGCUGCGCAGACUCUACCCUGAAACUGUGUACGGCCGUCUGUCUGACUUGUGCAGCCCCAUCCAUAAGAAAUACCAGCUGGCUGUCACGAAGGUGUUUGGCCGCUACAUGAAUGCGAUCGUUGUGGCCACAGAGAAAGUUGCCCGUGAAUGCAUCCAAUUCCUCAAGGCAGAGCGGGUUGAACCUGAGACUUUCCUCCCCAUCGACUACUUGGAGGUGAGUCCUCUGAAUGAGCGGCUGAGGGAGGUGCCUGGUGCCAAGAUGAUGGUGGACGUUGUUCAGGUGACCACUGCUGCAGGCGCUGCCCAGCUGAGGAAGGUGGUGCAGUUUGUCUGUGGCAACGCUCUGGUGUGUGAGAACAUUAGAGAGGCGAGGAGCGUGGCCUUCGACGGGGAGCAUCGCCUGAAGACGGUGUCUUUGGAUGGGACGCUGUUUUCAAAAUCAGGCAUCAUCUCAGGAGGCUCCAGUGACCUGCGAACCAAAGCUCGAUGCUGGGAGGAGAAGGAGAUGAAGCAGCUGAUUGAGAGGAAACACCAGCUGGCUGCAGAGUUACGAGAUUUGAUGAGGCUGAAGCGGAAGGAGUCAGACCUGAAGCUGAUCACCGCUCAGGCUCAGGGUGUUCAGACGCGACUCAAGUACUCCAAAACUGAGCUGGAAAACCUUCAGAAGAGAAACAUCCUGAAAUGUCAGGCGGAGAUUUCUCGUAUGGACAGCGAACUAGCAAACCUGGACUCUCAGAUCCAGAUGCAGCUGGAGAUUGUGGAGGUGAAAGAGGCAGAGAUGAAACAGAUCAGAGAGCAGAUCGACCAGCUGGAGGACUUGGUGUUUUGUGACUUCUGUGCUGAGAUCGGUGUGGACAGCAUCAGAGAGUACGAGCAGGAGCACCUGAAACAGCAGACGGAGCUCGACAAGAAGCGCCUGGAGUUUGAGAGUCAGUGCACUCGCCUGAACGCUCAGCUGGAGUAUGAACAAGAACAACUGAACCAGCAGAAGAAGAAGCUUGACAAAAUGGAGGAGAGCAUCCAACAAGCGCAGAUAGUCCUGGCCGAGAAGAGGAAGGAUGAAGAGGAGCUGCUGGCUGCAGUGGACGAGGGUCAGAACAAGCUGCUGGAUCUGAAGAACCAGCUCCUGUUAAAGAAGAAUCAGGUGUCUUCUGCCAAAACUGAGCUGGACCAGAAAACUGAGAGCCUCAAAGGAAUCAGCAGAGAGUUGACAAAGCUCCAACGGGAGGUGAUGACUGCAGAGUCCACCUUGGAGCAGAAACGUCUGGCCAGACACAACUUACUGCUGACCUGCAAAAUCCAGAGUCUGCCCAUCACCCUGCUGUCCGGGAACCUGAAUGAGAUCAGUGAGGUGCAGCUGGACACAGAAUCCGAGAGCACGUCAGGCACCAUGCACAUAUACGAGAGAGAGGCACUACUGGUCAUCGACUACUCCGACCUGGGAGCAGAUCUCAGGGGUCUGCAGGAAGAAGUUGAAGCGGAGGCCUACUUGCAGAAGAUGAAGGAGUCAGUGUCCACCAUAGAGUUAACUCUGCAUCGCACUCCUGCACCCAACCUGAAAGCUCUGGGGAAGAUGAGGGAGGUGAAGGACAAGUUACUGGGAGUGACGGAAGAGUUUGAUGUUAGCACCAGAACAGCCAGAAAAUGCAGUCAGGAGUUUGAGAAAGUGAAAGCCAGGCGCUUCCAACUCUUCAGUCAGUGCUUUGAACACGUGUCCAUCGUCAUCGAUCAGAUCUACAAACGAAUCUGCAAGAACAAAAGCGCCCAGGCCAUUCUGAGUCCAGAGAAUCCCGACGAGCCGUACCUCGGCGGCAUCAACUACAACUGUGUGGCUCCGGGGAAACGCUUCAUGGCCAUGGACAAUCUGUCCGGUGGAGAGAAAGCCAUCGCCGCUCUGGCUCUGCUGUUUUCCAUCCACAGCUUCCGCCCUGCGCCCUUUUUCAUCCUGGACGAGGUGGACGCAGCUUUGGACAACACUAACAUCGGCAAGGUGACCAGCUUCAUCCGAGAGGAGUCCAGACAGAACAUGCAGAUCAUCGUCAUCUCCCUGAAAGAAGAGUUCUUCUCAAAGGCCGACGCUCUGCUGGGAGUCUACUCAGAUUUUGAUGAAUGCAUGUUAAGCCGCAUUCUGACCCUGGACCUGAGACCGUACCCUCUCGAUGACGAGGAAGGUGAGAAACAGGCAGAAAAGGAGACGCCCAGGAGACGUGUGUGACCUGGAGAUCUACUGGAUGAAGACUUUGCAUGUGUGUUCUGCAUUCUUGUUCACUGGCGUUGUUGCUGUGAACAGAUUUUUCACCAGGAGUUCAGCAAAGUGAAUUUAAAAACAGAAAACAGUGUUGUGUUUUAUGCUGUUUUACUAAAAAGGUUUUAACUAGGUUAGUGAGUAGGUUAGUAGCUGGUUCUGUAUUUGAAAUAGAGCUAUGAAGAGUCUGAAAUACAGUUGUUACUCACGUCAGGAAAAAACUACUACUGUCUUAAAUGUUGCUAUAAAUUUUUCUGGAUGUUUUAUACAAUUUAAAAUUGUUGGUGUCUCAAUAACAUGUUUUUAUAUGUUUGUUCAAGUGAUGACUUACAUCCUGUUCAUUAAAUGUUUUACAAAAGCA